GCUCCUUCAUGCUUCCAGCAACUUGUUGCACGCUGCGAGGGCUUGGAGGUCAACAAGCAUUAUAAAAGCGAACGUCAGUGCUUGAGAAAGAGGCACACACUGCACUCCAACUGUUCAAACCAAGUGCUCCAGCUUUGAAGAAGAAGAUUCUCAGUUCAAAGGACAGAAGAUCUGACGAGAAACGACGAAAAAAACGUCGAAGAAAGAUCCCAGCAACACAUUAAGCAUUUGAAUAGAAAUGGCGAACAAACAAUCAGACGAAAUAUCGAUGCCUGAAAUGGCAACUUUUCCUAAGGCGGACUCUACAAACACGCUGUUAACGAGAAAAUUCAAGAAAAGAUUCUCAGCUGAUUUAUGCUGGAAAAUUAUUAUAACUCUUGCGGUUAUCAUCAUUGCUUGUUUUAUCAUCUACAAAGAAGUACAUGAAGAAAAAUCGUCGACAAAAACAAAGCUUUCGUCCCCAAAGAGUGGGAAGUCAUCCAGGGAAGAUGAAGGAAGGGAAACAACUGAUAAGACCAUUUUGGAUUGUACAUCAGGCUCAAUCAAGUCCUCUGAAGCGACGUUUACUUUUCAACCAUAUAAUUCUAAACAGCCGUACACAACCCAUGGAAUGGAAUUCAAAUUUGAAGUUAUCAAAAAGAAACCAGGGAUUGAAAAAGAAGUGACCAAGCUUCAAGGGGUGCGUUAUUACUACAAUGUUGCCAGGUGUAAAAUUGGUGGCGGAGUCCAGGUUGAUAAGAAACCGUUUAUUCGGGGACCUUUGGUUUUUGCCAUUGAUGAACAAUGCACCAAGGCGUAUUACUUCCUCAGUGGAUGGAAAGAAUAUAGGUCGGCAAGAAACCUAAAGUGUUCUGCUCGUGAAGAAGAUAAGAAAGAAGUCACUGAGUCAGAUUGUUUGGAUGGGUCGAUUGAGGGUUCAAACUCUUCAUUUAUUUAUCUGCCGUUUGGAGCCACCAAGCUCUACCGUGCGAGUGGUGUGGAAUUCUCAUUUGAAACCAUUGUCAAAAAGACAAAACUCGGAUCCAGGUUAACAAAACUCAACGAGACGAUGGCUUCUACACCUAAAGUCCAUUACUAUUACAAUAUACCACGAUGUCGCAUUGGUGGGGGAACUCAGCUCGAUAAAAAACCAAUCAUUAGAGGACCACUUGUCUUCGCUGUUGAUGAAGUUUGUGGUGACGCGUAUUACUUUACUGAGGGAGUUGGUUGGCACAGAUACGUUUCAGCAAAAAAUAUCUCGUGUUCGAAGCAUGGCAAUGCAAGUUGCUUUGAGGGUUCCCUUCAAUCGUACGCCAAAUUUAAAUACGUAUCCUCAAAAACGAGCUCAAAGGUUGGUGUCACAGGAAUCCAGUAUAAUUUGACAAAGUUGCUUGACAAAAUACGACUUUUGACCACGGACUAUCACGGCGUAGCAAAAAUACCUGAACUUGCAGGAGAAGGUCAUUCCUACUAUUUAAACCUCCAUCGAUGUUACAAUGGUGGUCCGGUCAACUUUCAGAUUGAUCCACCAAUAGGCGGACCCAUUAUCUUUGCCAUUAAUAACGAAUGUUCCCGUGCAUAUUACCUCGGAGCAAAUCCCGUAAGGUGGAAUCCUUAUGGCUCUGGUAGUGACAUCAAGUGUGGGAGUCGCAAGUUCUGAGAAGGACUGAACUGCGAUGAGAGUUUUGUAGAUAUUUCAAUAGUUAUCGAGCUUUCGCGUGUAGAAAAUAAACUAAAAAUCCUUUGUAAUUCGAGUGUGAUACUAACACUGGCUGAAACUCGCUUGAAUGAAUCAAAACUUCCAAUAAUGGGUGAG
Messenger RNA from Dendronephthya gigantea, 1795 nucleotides. RefSeq lists its product as uncharacterized. The transcript is spliced from 8 exons. The record is from RefSeq and is a predicted model, not a curated record. Lineage: Eukaryota; Metazoa; Cnidaria; Anthozoa; Malacalcyonacea; Nephtheidae. The coding region runs from base 239 to 1639 and encodes 466 amino acids.